CCUUCAUCCAAACUACAAACAUCGGCUGUAACUUCUCCUGUUUCCAUGAGCCUGAGGCGGAAGUUGUAACUGAAUCCUCUCUCCUACCGAGUUUGGAUUUGUUCUUGGAAAAAGCGAGCCGGCUUGUACAUUAAAUUGGGGGGUUGAACAUUUGGGAAAGCCCUUUUUUUUCCUGUGAGUGCUGACGCGUACAGCGGAUACGUGUUGUUCGGGCGCGCCGUGGAUCUGCGUCCUCUCAGCCUCUACCAUGUUACUUCGCCUUCUAGUUUUAGGAGCCUUUGUUUUCAGGGCUCGCUGUUACUUCUCGGAGGAAAAGUACCCGGAGGAGUCGAAAAUGCAGCCUCCUACGGUGGUUAUCGCGAUCAUAGCCCGGAACGCUGCUCAUUCCCUGCCGUACUACCUUGGCGCACUGGAGAGACUCAACUACCCCAAAGAUCGCAUCUCUGUGUGGGCAGCCACAGACCACAACACAGACAACACCACAGCCAUCCUGAAAGAGUGGCUUACCGUCAUGCAGAAGUUUUACCAUUAUGUUGAAUGGAGACCAAUGGAUCAGCCCACAUUUUAUCCUGGAGAGAUGGGCCCUAAACACUGGCCCAACAGCAGAUAUGAGUAUGUGAUGAAACUGAAACAGGCAGCACUGAACUUUGCCAGGAAACGCUGGGCUGACUACAUCUUGUAUUCUGACACAGACAACAUCAUCACCAACCCAGACACUCUUAACUUGCUAAUAGCAGAGAACAAGUCCGUCAUUGCACCCAUGCUAGACUCUGCAGGAGCUUAUUCCAACUACUGGUGUGGCAUAACUCCACAGGGGUACUAUCGUCGAACAGCGGAAUAUUUCCCCACCCGCCACCGUCACAGAACUGGCUGCUUUCCGGUGCCCAUGGUCCACUCCACGGUGCUGCUGGACUUAAGGAAGGAGGGCAUGAAGAAACUGGCCUUCUACCCUCCCCACCAGGACUACUCCUGGCCGUAUGAUGACAUUAUAGUGUUUGCCUUCUCCUGCCGAGCUACAGAAAUACAGAUGUACUUGUGUAAUAAGGAGCGCUACGGCUACCUGAAUAUACCAGCAAAACCUAACCACAGCUUGGAAGAUGAUCGACUCAACUUUGUUCAUGUCCAUCUGGAGUCAAUGAUUGAUGGUCCUCCCAUGCAAGUGUCUCGCCAUGUCCAUGUGUUUCCCAAACAAAGAGACCUCAUGGGCUUUGAUGAGAUAUAUCUCAUAAAUCUGCAACGCCGUCCUGACCGCAGAGACAGGAUGUUGUUUUCUCUGAACGAGUUGGAGAUUGACGUGAAGGUGGUGCACGCUGUGGAUGGAAAUGCACUGAACAGCAGUGACAUUAAGAUCUUGGGUGUGGACUUGCUGCCAGGUUAUUAUGAUCCGUUCUCUGGACGUACUCUGACCAAAGGAGAGGUGGGCUGCUUCCUCAGCCAUUACUACAUCUGGAAGGAGAUGGUGGACUUGCAGAUGGAUAAGGCUCUGAUCUUUGAGGACGAUGUUCGCUUCCAAGCAAACUUCAAACGAAGACUCCUCAGACUGAUGGAGGAGGUGGAGCUGGCGGAGCUGGACUGGGACAUCAUAUACCUCGGCAGGAAGCAGGUUAACCCCGGAAAUGAGGAGAUGGUGGAAAACGUUCGGAACUUGGUGGUGGCCGACUACUCGUACUGGACUCUGUCUUAUGCAAUUUCGCUGCAAGGAGCCCAAAAACUUCUCAAUGCUGAACCGCUGUCCAAGAUGCUUCCUGUUGAUGAAUUCCUCCCCAUCAUGUACGACAAGCAUCCAAAUGAGGACUACAAGUCCCACUUCCCCAACAGAAACCUCCAGGCCUUCAGUACACGCCCCCUCCUGGUGCAGCCAUGUUACUACGCUGGGGAUCCCGAGUGGGUGAGUGACACAGAGACAUCGACUCUGUGGGAUGAUGACGCAGUACGCACCGAUUGGAGAGGUUCCCACAAGACUCUGAAAGGGUCUCCGCCACCAGAGAUGCUGUCAGCUGCCUACAGAGAUGAACUCUAGAGCGGAGCGGGCACUGAGGUGGAAAACCAAGAGGUCAAAAGGCAAGAAGGUCAGAGAGACAAAUGUGGAGAAGGAAAGUGUUCUCAGACAUUAUGUCAGUCUCCUCCAUGUCACCCUUCAGACAUGCUCAGUGUCAAUUAAACUGGACUUGAAAGCAUGUUUGUUAAGUGUGUGGUGCUGACAUUUGAGGUUCGUAUGCAUAAAAGUUUUCAUUAAGGCUGUGCCUGUAAAGACAUGUAAUACAGGUGUGUUACUACUUGUCCAGAUGCCUUUUCUGCACAGUUUUUCAAAAGAACUUGCACAACUGAUUUGUCACCAGUACUAUCCCCUCUUCGAUCUCUCUCUUUUUUUUUUUUUUUUUUUUUACUUUUUUGUACUUAUUGUGUGGUGGAUAUUGUUGCAUUUUUGCUUGAUUGUAUGAGUGAGAUUACAGUGUGUGAGUUCUAUGAUUAUAUGUUUAUAAUGUUGGAGAAAAGCCUGCGUUUUCCAUGCUAAAUAUUCUCUCUGUAGCUAAACCAGUAACUGUGUCUACUCUGUAAUUAACCUUAAGUGACACUUCUCUCUGCUUUAUUAACAGUUUUCAAGUACCUCAUGUUUUCUAGAGACUGUAUCAAACUGUUUCAGUGGUUGCAUCUCCUUUUAAGUAGCCUUAACACAUUGAAUGUUUGCAAUUUAACAAUAAGCUUUGAUAAAGUGUCUUCACAGGUCUUACUAGAUUAAUGUUGAUGUCUUAUACCCAAAUUUUGACUUCUACAUCAUAGUUGGUGUCAUAUUUGUAGCAUCAGAUGAUAUCUGUAACAUAGGAGAAGCACUAAACUUAACCCUCAGACUGACACCAAAUCCAUUUCAACUUUAUUUCACCUUUGCAUUCCAAAGUGAGACAUACUCUUAAUUAAAAUCUUACUAACUUUGCCACCAGUAUUUUCUAAUUGCAUGUUUUGCAGAUUAACGCUAAUUAGACACAGUUGCACAAGUGGGGCAAUGUGAACCAUGGUAUAUUUGGUCAGGUAUGAUGGAGUGUGAACCCGUCCUGUUAGCAGCAGAUGUGUGAUACUCCAAACAAAAUGUCACCUUAAGUAUUGUGCCUUCUGUUUUCAUAUGCUGUUUUGUGUCUCAUGUGGUUUUAAAAGAGAAUGUUUCACUUAUGUUGUAGUAGAACAUAUACUUUUAGGACUUUUUUUGUGCAUCACUGGGAAUUUUGACAUCUGUUGCAAUGAAAGCAACUGUUGUAAUUCUGAUGUCCUUCAUUUUAACUUCCAUUCAGCAUUUAUAAUGGUAUGAUUUCAUGUGUAAUUUUAUCUUUUAUAUGUGUGUUUCUUUUGCUGCCUAUGUCCUAAUUUAUUUGCUGAGACUUUAUGUUGUUGGUAUUUGAGUCACAUAAGGUCAUGUGCAACAUGGAAUUAAGUGCAAUUACUUUUCUGUCAAAAGCCUGUGGCACGUAAAUGUCAAUACCAUUGAUAUUCAGAUGAAAUGAAAUAGGGAAACUGUUCAGAAGAUUGUCUUCAAA
This is a messenger RNA of Sphaeramia orbicularis (orbiculate cardinalfish), 3527 nucleotides long. It is a transcript of the gene cercam, whose product is annotated as cerebral endothelial cell adhesion molecule. The record is from RefSeq and is a predicted model, not a curated record. Lineage: Eukaryota; Metazoa; Chordata; Actinopteri; Kurtiformes; Apogonidae. The transcript is spliced from 12 exons. The coding region runs from base 248 to 2020 and encodes 590 amino acids.